CUCGCUCUCUCGGACGAGUUACGAGAUUUCCGGAAGGGAGAUAAUUUAAUUUAUUUUCUGAAUCGAUGGCUCGCCGGUUGUUAAACUGGGAAGGUUCCAGAGAUUGCCUGAGACGAUUGAGAGAAGAUCAUGUUCGAGACAGUGAACUGGUAGUAAGACUUUGGGAAGAAUGUCUGAUGAAUCACAGAGAAAAGCUAGGAGAUGAAUUAUGGACUGUAUAUGAACAAGUUUGUAUUGCUGCCCUGGAUUGUCAAAGAUUAGAUUUAUCUGAGAUCUGUUUAGAAUUACUACAUAACAAAUUUCCAGAUUCAGUCAGAGUUAAAAGAUUAUUAGGAAUGAGAUAUGAAGCAGAAAAAAAAUUUGUAAAAGCUGAAGAAGUAUACCAAGCAAUUAUCGACAAAGAUGAAUCUAACAUGUUUGUAAGAAAAAGACUGGUUACCAUAGCAAAGGAACAGAAUGAAGUAACUAAAGCUAUUGACCUGUUAAAUAAAUAUUUAGAACAAUUUAUGACAGAUUUUGAAGGUUGGUUGGAGUUAUGUGAUUUGUAUUUAUCACAGUUGGACUACUCAAAAGCUUGUUAUUGUAUGGAAGAAUUAAUCAUGUCAAAUCCACACAACCAUUUGUUUUAUCAGAAGUUUGCUGAGAUAAAAUAUACCAUGGGAGAUCCAGAUAGUAUGGCCAUGGCAAGAUCAUAUUAUGCACAGGCCAUAAAACUCAAUCCUAGAAAUGUUAGAGCUUUGUACGGAUUAUUUCUUUCCUCUAGUAAUCUAGCACUUACAGCAUCUAAAGGAGGAGGUGGCAAAGAGAAACAAAACAAUAUAAAAAAUGCAGCCUGGGCAGCACAACAACUCAAUGAGAGAUAUCAGACUGACCAGCCAAAAGAAAUGACAGAAGAAACAAGGGUUGUAGAAGCCAUUGAGAAAGUCUUGGAAUCUUUAACAGAGAAGACAUCAAGUUGAUCAUAACUAAAGAGAUAUAUUCAGAGAUUAUAAUAUAUAGACUACAAAUAAACAGUGUUCAAAUACUGGGCAUUAAUCUUAAAAAGAUGGUACAACUUAGUAAAUAUCAAACAAAAAGAAAGAUCAUGAAUCAUUAUACAAUAUUGAAUUGUUUAAAUAUUACAGAUAUAAGGUCAAAUUGCAAAAGAUUUUUUUUUAUAUUUGAAUAUUUUUUGGAUCAAGAUCUAGUUGACAUUAAAAGUUUUAUAAAUGUAGAGGUAUGUGUGAAUAAAACAUUGAAGAUAUGAUCAUUUAAUAAUUACACUUUGUGGGUCAUACAGAUUUGUUUUUGCUAAUAUCAUCUCAGAUGAUUCACUGUAAGAGAAGUGAUAAUAGGAAAACACUUUUUUUUCUAAAUCAUCGACCAUCAAUUGACUUCUGUUUUAAUUUUUUUUAUAUCUUUAAUUCUAAAAGAACCAUUGUAAGUGUGUUAAAAAUGCCUCCUGAACAUUUACCAAAAAAAAAGUACUUCUCUUACAGAUAGUUCACAAUAUCUUCAUUGUUUCUUUACUAAAAAAAUAUAGGAGUUGUUUGAAUGUUAACUGCCUAUCACAACAGUAUUUUUUCAGUUCCAUUUUAAAAUGUAUAUGGAGAUCUACAUAUUGAAAUUUUUGCUUAACUGCAAGUCAGUUGUGUAAAUAUAUUACAAAUAAAUGUUGUUUAUGUCCUU
This is a messenger RNA of Mytilus trossulus (common blue mussel), 1668 nucleotides long. Its product is annotated as ER membrane protein complex subunit 2-like. Bases 66 to 959 code for a protein of 297 amino acids. NCBI's taxonomy places the organism in Eukaryota, Metazoa, Mollusca, Bivalvia, Mytilida, Mytilidae. The record is from RefSeq and is a predicted model, not a curated record. Gene Ontology annotation, molecular function: protein binding. Gene Ontology annotation, cellular component: EMC complex. Gene Ontology annotation, biological process: protein folding in endoplasmic reticulum. The transcript has 10 exons.